AUGGCGGACGGUACGAUUUACUACAACUGGGUAUGUCGCGAAAAUUGCACAACGUUUCUCCUCGGUACAGUUUCUGACUUGAAUGCCUUUAGUUCAAGCCGAGAUCUAUUGCGGUCCGCGUUCUUGCCAAGACGCUGAAGCUGGACGUUGAACUCAAACACAUCAACGGCUCCGAGGACGCGGAUGCCAGCUACCUGUCCUUGAACCCCUUGGGAAAGAUACCGACAUUCGUGGACGGGGAUGGUUUCGUUCUCAAGGAAUGUUGCGCGAUUCUUACUUACAGUUAGUUCCUGCCCACUUGCGACGUAGUAGACUCCAUGAUCAGCAUCAUGAGCACUUCGAAAUACGAACUGAGAGGCUGACGGUUCCUAGUCGCUACGAAGUAUCAAGAGAAGAAGAACUUCCUCGGUGCAAAUCAACAGGAGUACUUUUCCGUGCAACAAUGGCUGUCCUUCGCCAACUCGGAAUUCCUCCUGGCGAUGGGUGGCGCUCUGCAUCCGAUCAUGAAGGACUUCAAGACCGAGAUUCACUGCCUCGCCAACGACUGCGGACGGAUGAUGUUACGAGAGCUCGAUAUGAUGGAGGCGCAUCUCGCAGAAAAGCCAUAUCUAGUCGGCCAGUCUGUCACUAUUGCCGAUCUCCUCCUCGCCAGUUUCGUCGGCUGUGGCUAUCAGGUCUUCCACGGAUCAUGGUGGAACGACUACCCAAACAUCUCGAAAUGGUUCCUGUCCGUGUAUAACAUACCCGAGUUCAAGGACACCAUGGGUGAGCUGCAGAAGUUUGAGAAGGAUAUCCCACUUUCUCUGCAGGGCAAGGACACGCAAGCGGCGAGGGAGAUUUUGGCUCGCAACUAUGCGAUUCCUUCGAUGGUUUAA
This is a messenger RNA of Lecanosticta acicola, 875 nucleotides long. NCBI's taxonomy places the organism in Eukaryota, Fungi, Ascomycota, Dothideomycetes, Mycosphaerellales, Mycosphaerellaceae. The record is from the annotation of a GenBank genome assembly.